Messenger RNA from Closterium sp. NIES-67, 1932 nucleotides. Lineage: Eukaryota; Viridiplantae; Streptophyta; Zygnematophyceae; Desmidiales; Closteriaceae. The record is from the annotation of a GenBank genome assembly.
AUCCAUUCACACAGCUCCUCGAAUCAGCUCUGAGCACCCGGCGAGCUUCCACAAGAAGUAGUAGUAGAUCUACGUCUCGUAGCUUUCGGAGCAACGUGCUUCCUUUCAGCAUGCCAAUCUCCCCUCUGCGGAUCACUCCGCGGAUCGCGCCGAGUCCGACUCGUCCACCUCUCACAUCCACGAUGGCGGCACCGGCCAGGAACGUUGUAACCGCCGCGCUGCUUCUCCUUCUGCUGUUCGUCCACCCGGCAUUCCUGGCAGCGCGUGCGGUCAGCAUGCCGCACGGAGCCAGGCGCCCGAGGAGCGUGGGCGCUGCUGCCCAGGCUGCCAUGGCGCGGCUCUCCGCGCGCGGCAGCGGCGCCGGCUCUCAGCAGCACUCCCCUAAGAGCGGCGUCGCUGCUGCGACAGCCUCAGCUAGUACUACCGCCGGCGGCGGCGGCGUGAGGCGUCCUGCGGCGGGAGGCUGUGAGAAGUCGUCGAUCGCAGGCUACACGUCGUCCGUCACCCUGUCCGGAUCCGAUCUCGUGCUUCACUGGGCCCUCGCCGCGGGUGGAAGCAGCGUCUCCCUCGCCAUGCAGGUGGGCGGCGCCGCGGCAGGCGGGUGGGUGUCUGUGGCGUGGUCGCCAGACGGCAGCAUGACCGGCUCCGACGCCGUGAUCGGCGGCCUGCCGGGCGGCGCUGUGAAGGCGUACGCGAUAAACGGAUACGGCGAGUCGGACGUGACGCCCACCAGCCGGUUCUCCAUCGGCGCCGCGUCGUCGGCUAAUGGCGGCUCGCUCAUCAAGUUCUCCCGUUUGACCGGCGAUGGCGCCGUGCCUGUGAGCGUGGCGGGCAGCAACACCCUCAUCUGGGCCUUCUCCAGCGACCAGUCGCCCGCCCUCGCCAACCAUGGCGGCAACUACGGCCAGGCUUCGGUGGACUUCAGCUGCACCGGGUCCACUGGGGGCGGCACCGGAGGAGGCAAUGGCGGCGGGGGAGGCAAUGGUGGCGGGGGAGGCAACGGCGGCGGGGGUGACAACGGCGGGGACUAUGGUGGUGGAAACGGUGGGGAUUACGGCAAUGGUGGUGAUUAUGGCAAUGGGGAUGACUAUGGGAACGGGAGUGGAGACGGCACUGAUGAUGGUAGCAACUGCGAUGGGGACGACAACUGUGAUGGCUAUAGCGGCGGAGACUACAACGGAGACUAUGGGAGUGAUGAUGCCAGUGGAUAUGACUACAACGAGGGGGAUUACAAUGGCAACGGCACUGACGGUGACUACAGUGGGGAUAACUACAAUGGCGACUAUACCGGUGGUGACUACAGCAGUGGAGACUACAGCGCUGGGGAUUACACUGACUAUGGCACUGCUGGCUCUGGAGGGAGUGGUGCUGCAAGCACAGCACAAGGCAAGAUGAGUGAGGCGUGGGGCAAGUUCAAGAAAUGGUGGGGUUCCGUGUCCAAGAGUGGCAUUGGGGGGGGCGUGCAGAAUCGCAUUGGGUCUAGGAAGCACGGACUGGGCGCUAAGGGGAAGGCACAUGCUGCAACAGCAGGGCACAUGGGUACGCGUGUGCAGCAGGCGACACGCUGGAAGAACAAGGGAGUCAACGGGGCCCAGGGAGUCAAUGCAGUGAACGGACAUGCGAGGCAGAGGCUGCAUGCACGGCACAAGCCCUCAGCAGCCGAGCGAGCGGCGGGCACUACGGGCAAUGCUGGCACUGCUGGCAUUACUGUGGAUUCCGCAGGUGUUCCAGCAAGCAGCAGCACAGGGGCAGGGAACAAGAAGCCAUGAGGAUAGAGCUCUCAUGGUUUUGUUAUUGAGAGAAGUGGAAGAGGAGGAUGCCAGUGUUGGGUAGGAGUGUACAGAAGUUUACAGAAGUUCUCAUGAGUGCGUAUAUGUACCACCAACAUGUUGGGGCGCGUGACGUUUACAAGGUAUGGAAUUGAAAUGCUCA